AUGGAAUCGCUAGACGUGACAGAGGCCGCGGCGACGACGCGGCGGCAACUUGGCCUUGUGCCAGUGGUCCUCAUGACCUUUCUGAGUGUAUGUGGUGGUCCGUUUGGCAGCGAAGAGAUCGUGUCAGCAUGCGGCCCAUUGAUCGGAUUGACGGCGUUGGCAGUGUUUCCCCUUGUGUAUUCGUUGCCGAUGAACUUGCUCUUGGCGGAACUGUGUAGUGCGUUUCCAGUGGACAGCAGCUUCUGCACGUGGGUGGGCAUGGCGUUUGGGUCGUCUUGGGGGUUUUACGUCGGGUAUUGGUCGUGGAUGGCAAGUACAUUUGACGCCGCCGUGUACCCGUGCUUGAUCACAGACGCGCUCUUCUUGGGUGUUUCCUCCGACCAUGACAGUGUCAUGGUGUGGGCCACCAAGACUGGUAUUCGCGUGCUCAUUCUGACCGUUUUCAUGGUUCCGACUCUCUUUAGCCUCUAUUUCGUUGGCAAAGCGUCGACGUGGGUAGCCGUGGUCGUGCUCUUGCCAUUUGGGGUGCUCGUGCUGGUGGCCCUGCCACAAAUGCAGUGGGGCAAUCUGUUGGCCGUCAGUAGUUGUUCUUCGAUGCAGUGGAGUCGACUCGUGAGCGUGCUAUUUUGGAACUUUCGAGGGUUCGAUGCCAUGGGAGCGUACGCGGGCGAGAUUCAACAUCCGCAGACCAACUUUCACCGCGCUAUGGUGGCCAGUUUGCUCCUCAUCACAGGGACGUACAUGCUGCCCCUCGUAGCCGCCGUCGGCGUCAACCAACCAGCGUAUGCUACGUGGACGGACGGAUCGUUUCCUGUGAUCGCUCGCGCCAUCGGAGGGGGUCCGUGGCUGGGCCAGUGGGUUGCUGUGGCCAACACUGUCAGCAGCUUCGGCUUGUACUUGGCGGAGUCGUCUGCCAACGGCUUCCGCCUCGCAGGCAUGGCCGACGUUGGCCUCGCGCCGUCGUGGUUUGCUCAGUAAGCAACUUGUGGGACUACAUUGGAUUGGACCCCCAUACAGUACUGACCAUUCAUCUUGAACUUUGAGUUUUGCGUUCUACCGGUAGUCGAGAUGAAGCCACGGGGUCGCCGCGCCGUGCGCUGCUGUUUAUUUACGGGCUCAGCGUCGGCAUGUGCUGUAUGGACUUUACUACGAUCUUGGGCGUGACCAAUGCACUGUCGAUCCUGGCUCAGCUAGUGCAAUGUAGCGGGGCGUUGACAUUGCGGUUUACCCAUGCCGACUUGGCGCGUCCGUAUCGAGUGAAUCUGUCCAACCAUGUGCUGAGUGGGGUGAUGGUGCUGCCCAUGGCCCUUGCGGUGGGCGUGUUUGUAAACCAAGUGCUGCUGAAUGCCAUCACGUUGGGACUCACGACUGCGGCUGUGACGAUGGGCAUAUGUGUGCGACUAGCGUUGCUUCAAACGCAGCCGAGGCACCAGUACGAGCCCAUUCCAGACUGUGCACAGGGAACUUAGACGUUCGGCGACAGGCUGGACAAAGAUCUACACGAUAACUAGAGAUUGUCAUGCG
This is a messenger RNA of Aphanomyces astaci, 1524 nucleotides long. RefSeq lists its product as hypothetical. The coding region runs from base 1 to 978 and encodes 325 amino acids. The record is from RefSeq and is a predicted model, not a curated record. Gene Ontology annotation, molecular function: transmembrane transporter activity. Gene Ontology annotation, biological process: transmembrane transport. The transcript is spliced from 3 exons. NCBI's taxonomy places the organism in Eukaryota, Oomycota, Saprolegniomycetes, Saprolegniales, Verrucalvaceae. Gene Ontology annotation, cellular component: membrane.